This is a messenger RNA of Rubroshorea leprosula, 2139 nucleotides long. Lineage: Eukaryota; Viridiplantae; Streptophyta; Magnoliopsida; Malvales; Dipterocarpaceae. The record is from the annotation of a GenBank genome assembly.
AGUGGAGAGGAGAGAGGACAGUUCAUUUUCAGCAGUGGCCAACGGGUUUCAGCGCCACUCAAAAUGAAAAAUUAAAACCCGAAAUCUUCCACGAAUCUGCGUCCAAUUGACAAUCCACAAAAUGCCAUUCCCAUUCGUCUCCGUCAUCAUCCAUGUUUCGUAAAGUUUCGCCAUAUUGUUCCUCAAGGCAUAGGCCAAUCAGCUUCGCCUACCUGGGUUCCACAAUCGCGCUUCAACGGUGGUUGAUGGGUUUCUUUCUGUAAUUCUAUUGCCGUCACUAAAAGCUCAAAGCUUUGUACCUAAGCAACACUCUCCAGAGUUCUGGUUGUUUGCUUACAGCAUUGCAUUGUGAAGAAACCCAGAAGCCAAAAACGCAGUGAAAAUGCCGGGGUUGAUAGCUCCAUCUGAUUAUUCCCAAGAGCCACCCCGUCAUCCUUCCCUGAAAAUCAAUUCCAAGGAGCCUUUCAACGCAGAGCCACGUCGUUCUGCCUUGACUCAAUCUUAUAUAACUCCUGUGGAUUUCUUUUACAAGAGAAAUCAUGGGCCAGUCCCAAUUGUUGAUGAUCUGGAAAGAUAUUGUGUUGACAUAUGUGGUUUAAUUGAAAAUCCAAAAAAGCUUUAUAUGAGAGACAUCUGGAUGUUAGCAAAAUAUAGUGUCACUGCCACUUUACAGUGUGCAGGAAAUAGAAGGACUGCUAUGAGCAAAACCAGAAAAGUGAGAGGUGUUGGUUGGGAUGUUGCUGCUUUAGGAAAUGCUGUUUGGACUGGAGCCAAAUUAGCUGAUGUUCUUGAACUUGUUGGAAUACCAAAGUUGACAAGUACCACUCAGAUGGGUGGAAAACAUGUUGAGUUUGUGAGCAUUGAUAAAUGUAAGGAGGAGAAGGGGGGGCCAUACAAGGCGUCAAUUCCACUUGGUCAGGCCACAAACCCUGAAGCUGAUGUUUUACUUGCUUAUGAGAUGAAUGGAGAGCCUCUUAACAGGGAUCAUGGUUAUCCGUUGCGAGUAGUUGUCCCUGGUGUUAUUGGUGCUCGUUCUGUCAAAUGGCUGGAUUCUAUAAAUAUACUUGCUGAAGAAUGCCAGGGCUUCUUUAUGCAAAGGGACUACAAGAUGUUUCCACCAUCAGUGGAUUGGGAUAAUAUCAAUUGGUCUACCAGAAGACCACAAAUGGAUUUUCCUGUUCAGUCUGCAAUUUGUUCUUUAGAAGAUGUACAGGCAACAAAGCCUGGAAAGGUAAAGGUUCGUGGAUAUGCAGUUUCUGGAGGUGGCCGUGGAAUUGAGAGAGUAGACGUGUCUGUUGAUGGUGGCAAAACCUGGGUUGAAGCCUCAAGAUUCCAAAAACCUGGCAUCCCUUAUGUAGUAGAUGAUAUACACAGUGACAAAUGGGCAUGGGUGCUUUUUGAGGUCAUAGUUGAUAUCAUAAACAGUACGGAGAUUGUUGCCAAAGCGGUAUAUUGCCUGUCGUUUCAAUUAAGAAAAAAAUGGAAGUUGCUUAUUACAAUCCAAGUUCACAUCUUUUUAACCUAAAACGGACUUUUAGCAGUCUUAUGGAACCAUUUCUUGAGUAUUUCAUUGUAGAAACUCUCAACAGUUAGCAAUUCUAAACUCUUUCAAUUUUAUUUAUUUAUUUUUUUUAAUCUUCUUAGUUUAAAAUUUUGGUUCAUUAUGACAAAAAUCUACGUUUUCCAUGUUCCUCAUUUUGUACUUACAAUGUCUCUCAUUUUGAAUUGAUGGUAGGUGGAUAUAGCAGCAAAUGUUCAACCCGAAAAGGUGGAAGACAUUUGGAACCUAAGAGGGAUACUAAACACUUCGUGGCACCGGGUUCAAGUUCGCGUGGGUCACUCAAAUAUGUAGAUGAAACUUGAUGAGCAGUUGAAUAACUUCAGGAGUAACUUCAAACAUGUUGAUGGCUUUUGCUACCAUGUUCUUUGUGCAAAAAGAAAGUUGCUUAACUUUCUUUAGCAAUGAGUUGUUUAAAACAUUUUGUUAAUUUCCCUGAAUUGAUGUGAAUUCCUGGUCCCCUGGCUUUGAAUAAACCAUCAUUGUUUUUUUGAUACUUUUGAUGAAUGAUGAUGGUGCUUUUCCUAAAUUCUUUUUCAUUCAUUGUAAGAUUUGAACUUUAAUACAUCUAACUUAGAGUC